Pieris rapae (cabbage white) is the source of this 1831-nucleotide messenger RNA. RefSeq names its product beta-1,3-glucosyltransferase. The record is from RefSeq and is a predicted model, not a curated record. Gene Ontology annotation, cellular component: membrane. NCBI's taxonomy places the organism in Eukaryota, Metazoa, Arthropoda, Insecta, Lepidoptera, Pieridae. The transcript has 11 exons. Gene Ontology annotation, molecular function: acetylglucosaminyltransferase activity. The coding region runs from base 352 to 1770 and encodes 472 amino acids.
UAAAGACAUAAUAGACUUUACUAGAUAUAGAUUGUAGAUAGCUAUUUUGAGUAACGGAAUUGUUUAUCUACCAAAAACAUAUUCUAAAUAACUUAUUACCUCACACUUACAAUUUCUAUAAACAUAUGUUUGUUCAAAUAGUCAAUUUCCGCAAUGCUUUCAUGUUCAAUCAAUGCAGAAAAUAAAGUCGAGUACUACCGCUAGGGGCGAUAAACGUAUUCCUAAUAGCUUUGCUUAUCCACGGAAAAACGGAAUGGCGCAUUCGGAAAAUGGGAAUUGGGAUCUGGGAACGAUAGUUUCCUCUCCGUUGCGGUAGGGUACGCACGCUUUGUCGUGUGAUUUCCCGCCAAAAUGAUCGCGAGAGUUAGAGCAUUCCUGUUGAUAAUAGUUUCCGUCCACGCCGCGAAAAAUUUUGAUUCAAGAAACGUUGUUUUUACAAUAAUCGGCCAGUCUGAGCCAUAUCACGCCAGCGUCGCUAGCCGACUCAAAUUGGACAUAGAGAAUCAGGUCAAUGAAUUGGAAGGCCGAGAAGCAAUUAUACACAUUGCACACGAAGAUUUCUCAGUUCCCGGUGCGUGGACAGUGAUUCCACUCUUUCGGCCUCUGUUCACAAAGUACAAGGGUAGCGAUGUACGAUGGGUCCUAUUUUUGGAGCCUCACACCGCUGUGCGUUGUGGAAAACUUUUCGAGGCUCUGGCUGCAGCUGAUAAACAGAAGGAUGUAAUGUGGGUGGGGUACCCGUUAAGUGACGAUGAACCGACUAUCAUACACCACUUUACGCACUUUGAGGAAUUGGAAGACGAUGGUGGUUUUGUAUAUCCCAACUUCGCCAGCGGUUUUGCUAUGAAGAUGGGAUUAAUAGAAAGUGUUUUAGAAAAAAUGGAAAGUGGCACAGCCAAAAUCGAUGCUGAUUUCUCAAUAGACCCGGCAUUCGAACUGGCCCGUCUGAUUUAUGGAAGUCGGGAUAGCCCCGGGCCACUGCUCACCCGAGAUUUGAGUUUCUGUGUUGUCUCUAUGGACAACUGUGCUACGUACCCAAGGCAGUUUGAUUCAUGUGGCAGUGUGGCUGAAGAGUCAAUAUACUUCGCGGUUAAGACGUGGAGCGCGUUCCACUCGACACGCGCGCGCGCACUCAAGAAGACAUGGGGGAGACAUGUGAUGCACUUGCACUUCUUCAGCGAUCAGAAUGAUCCAAGUUUGCCAGCGACGAACAUCGGUGUCCCGAACUCAAAAACGGGACAUUGUAUGAAGACAAUCGCGAUUUUAAAGGAAGUCGUGAGACGUGUGCAGAACAUGCCGCAAAUUAAAUGGAUUUUCUUGGCUGAUGAUGACACUAUACUUGGGGUCCAAAGGUUAUGCGAGGUGCUGAGUUGUUACCGCGGUGGUGGUGACGUCACAGUACUAGGCGAACGAUACGGAUACGGUUAUGGAAAGAAAGACGCAAUUCAUAAAGGAUACGAUUACAUAACGGGCGGUGGCGGUACUGCUCUAAGCGUUGGCGCAGCUAAGCUACUAUCUCAAUGCGCCUGCGCAGCCCUGAGCGCACCAGACGAUAUGACGCUCGGCGCCUGCGCAACACAUCGCUUACAUGUGCCCCUCACGCAUUCACCGCUUUUCCAUCAGGCUCGCCCCCAAGAUUACCCGCGAGAAGUGCUUGCUCGGGACCGUCCCAUAUCAUUCCACCGGCAUUCAACCCCCGACCCUUUAAAAGUAUAUGCAACAUGGUUCCAGCAUGACGAUCUCGCACUACGCAUACGAGACGAACUAUAGGAUCUAUGCAGUUACAAUAAUUCUACCAUGUACAAAAUCUUUAUUAAAGUCGAUUGUUAAU